Molecule: messenger RNA, 2609 nt
Organism: Ipomoea nil (Japanese morning glory)
Lineage: Eukaryota; Viridiplantae; Streptophyta; Magnoliopsida; Solanales; Convolvulaceae
Exons: 2
Coding region: 323-2275 (650 amino acids)
Source: RefSeq, a predicted model, not a curated record
CGUGUUUGUAUUUGAAGAAAAACAACAUAAAGUGGUGAGUUUAAGGAUUAAAAAAUGGAAGACGUAGGAGUGAAAGAAGCAAUUCUGGGAAAUAUGAAUGUAUGAAAUUGCAGAGACGGUCGGCCACAUGGGAAGAGGAGAGGCCCAAUGAUUGUACCUGUGACAUGUCCUCUUCAUAGUUCAUACCUAAAUGGUCAAAUUAAAGAAGCUCCCAAGUCUGCACCUUCCAUUUCUGAUAUCCUUCUGCGCAUAAUCCUUAUUCUCUACCCUAAAUUUUCCCAGGGGAAAAGAGAAUAAGAAGAAGAAGAAGGAGGAGGGGUGAAUGGAAUUGGUAGCAUAUUCUGAGAAGAAAGAAUCCGGAAGAGAACCCCAUGCUUCACCGCCCUGGAAAGAGAUGUUUCAGUCUGCAUCCAUGAGAAAGCCCGACGACAACCCAUCACCGCAGAACCCAUUGGCGCCGCCGCCAAAACCUUCCUCGUCCGAUGAUCACAAUUCCUCGUCAUGGGACCCACAGGUACGCCUUGCUAUCUACAUAGCCAUGGCGCAUGCUGGGCUUGCCCUCAUGAUUUUCAUUCUUUAUGGCAUUUGUAAAUUGCUCGAACAAUACAUGCGGCCGCUUCUCUGGGCUGUGCUCUGUUCGAUCCCUAUGAGGGUAAUUCAGCAGACUCUUGUUGCGUUUUGGUCCGAGCCUCUCAAGAUGGGGCUCACUGAGACCUUUAUGGCGAUCCCCGUCGCCAUUUUCAGGGUUUUUGUUGGGACCCUUGUUGAUCUUAAGGAGAAGGCCUUCAGUAUUGUUCUUAGGAGGAAAAAAGUUUGUGUCUUUAGGGGGCGUCGUAGAAGUGCGUUCUAUAAAUUGCUGAGAUUGCUAGUGUCUUUCUGGGUGUUUGUAAUUGCUUAUGAGAGAAUUGGGGCUGUUAGCUCCAUAGCACUUCUUGCUCUGGCCUUCCUGUUUUCAGCUUCCAGUGUGGAUUCUACGAUGAAUACAGUUAGUAGUCUUAGGAGUCAGAGCUUUCGCAGGUUGCCCAUUAGUUCUUUCUUCACCAGGGGGAUAUUGAAAAGGCUGAAAACCAUGGUGGCGAUUGGAUUGAUAAUUGGAUUGAGCGUUGGUUCUUUGACUGGCGUUAUAUGCUUUUCGUAUAAGAUUGGGGUUGAGGGAAGAGACGCUGUUAUUGGGCUGAAAUCGCACGUGGAGGAGAACAAUUACACGGAGAGAAUUGGGAUUACGAAAUGGAUGGAUGAUUAUGAUGUGGCUGGGAUGGUUGAUAAGUAUACGAGUCAAUUAUAUGGAACCGUGUCUGAUCAGAUUGAUACCUAUGCAAUGCAGUACAAUUUGACCGAGUUUGUUUCUGGCAUCAAACACUCUCUGAUAGCUCCAUUAAGAAACACUUCAGAGCGCUCCCGAGUUAUGGCUCCCCCAUCUCCAUAUGCUGAGAAGAUGCUGAGCCUGAAAAAGAGGAUUAGGGAUCGAGAAUGGGGGCAAAUAUACACAGAAGUGGAUGUUAUCUUUAGGGAACUGUUGAUUACCAGAGAGGAUUUGGCUGAGAAGGCUAAAGAAUUCGCGGUUCAAGGAGCUAAUGUGAUGCAGCGUGUAUUAGUUAGUGGUAAAUCCAUUCUGGGUGGCAGUGUGAAGGUCAUGUUUUUGAUUGCGAAUUCCAUCGUUUCUGGAGCUGCUGGUGUUGUCAAUUUUCUGUCCCAGUCGAUGGUCUUCAUUUGGGUGCUGCAUUUUCUUAUAACAUCUGAAUCGGGAGGAGUAACCGAACAAGUAAUGUAUAUGCUUCCUAUUUCAAAUUCUGCCAGGACUCGGUGCGUUGAGGUUCUUGACAAAGCCAUUUCUGGUGUUCUUAUGGCGACUGUCGAAAUCGCUUGUUACCAGGGUUGUUUGACUUGGCUCCUUUUUAGAUUGUUCUCGAUACACUUCUUGUACAUGUCAACUCUGCUCGCUUUUAUCAGUUCAUUGUUUCCACUUCUCCCGUACUGGCUAUCAACAAUCCCAGCAGCAUUACAGUUAAUCUUGGAAGGACGAUACAUUCUCGCCAUCAGCGUAUCCGUCAUUCAUCUCGUGCUUAUGGAUUACGGUGCUUCUGAAAUUCAAGAGGAUAUUCCCGGCUAUAGUGCUUAUCUCACUGGUCUCAGCAUCAUCGGUGGAAUGACAUUGUUCCCUUCAGCAGUCGAGGGAGCAAUAAUGGGACCACUGAUGACUACUGUUGUUAUUGCCAUCAAGGAUCUAUACGCAGAAUUUGUUCUGGAGGGACUGAAGAAGAAGAAGGAUAAGUAGGACCUAGUUCCGUUCGUGAUAUCAUGUCUGAAGUCAUUGCAAUUUGCAAGGAAAAAAACAAAAGAGCUAUCGAUUUUUUUUUAUCCUGUAAUUUUUCGCGUCGUUUAGCAUUUCUAGGCAUAUCACAGUAAGAUGAUAGUUGUGAUACUUGGUUUAGUUGUACAUUGUGGGUUAUCCAUUUGUAUAUUAGUGUUGUUGAAUCAUGAAUGGUGGGGCUUCAGGUAGAAGUGUUGUGGUCUUCUGGAAAGCUUGGCCUUUCAGAUAUGGCAUUUUGUGUGUAAUUAGUGAAGACUCAUCUUGAGAUGAUAAUAGAAUGUUGUUCUUAUUUGCAGUA